This is a messenger RNA of Moneuplotes crassus, 1829 nucleotides long. The record is from the annotation of a GenBank genome assembly. Lineage: Eukaryota; Ciliophora; Spirotrichea; Euplotida; Euplotidae.
CGUGUUUAUGACAGACAAAGUUGAUGCCAUUAUGGAAGACAUGGUCCCUGAGCUGACCAUGUACAAAAAUGAGGAUUACUUCACAGAAGAAGAGAUCAGAAUGAUCGUCAAAGAGCGCAGGCAAUCAGAAAUCAUCAUGUGCAUGUCCCCGCACGCUAGCGUUGCAGAUUAUCUGAAAGCCAUAAUUUAUGAAAAGAACCUCAAUAAGGAGUUUAUAAGCAGAAGAAAAGAGAAAACUAAUAAGGGAAUGAAGAUGAUUGACUUCUCUAUCCACAGAAGAAUAAUAGCCAUCUACGAGCGUAUGACAAGAAGAUAUAGAUAUGAUGUCAACCUUCUCAAGGACUUUCUCCAUUAUCUCCUCCUCACGAGAAGUCUUGGUAAAUUCAACAGUGUGAUGGCCAGAACUCUUCAUGUUCACCCAAACGUUCUUGACUUUUGGCUCAUCGCAGUAUAUUGAGAGUUUGACAUGAGAGGAAACAUGCAAGGCUCAAGAAAAAUAUUCCUACAAGCAAUGAGAAGGAACCCAGGAGUUUGCGAGUUUUACUUCGAGUAUAUCAAGUACGAACUUCGUGUACUUGAAAAACUUCACAUCAGAAAGAAGCUCCUUGAGCAGAACGAUGAUAUGAAGAUAAUUGAAGAGAGAGAAGAAACCCCUGAAGAGGAAUCUAAGAUCUCAGAGAGUGUUCCAAGUAUUGUCUAUGCUAAAUCAGGCCAGGCCAUCACUACACAGUUCAAAUAUGACGUAGCACUUCAUUUCAGAAUCCUGGAGUUAGCUAAUGGCUUCAGUAAAGUUGUUGAUGUGUCUCACCUGAUUGAUCUGAUCCAGAGUCAUAUCAAAAACGUUCUUUAUGCAGAAAGAAGAUCUGAGGUGCUAAAUUACUUGAUCAAAGACAUUGAUUCUUUCCAUGAGAUUGAAAUUGAGGUGACUAAAUUCCUUGCAAACACAACACCUGAUAUGGAAUCUUUAGAGAUCCUGAUCACCUCCCUAGGAAAGAUAGAUGCAAGCUCAUUAGAGAAGUUUCAAUUGACUGAUUCCUUCUUCAAAUCUAUUGCUGAUUCUGAGGAGUUAGAUGCAACUGUGCUAGAGCAAUCUGCUAUUUUGUUCCUUGAGUUUAUCUCUACUCUUAAUAUCACAGAGGAAUUUAAUUUGACAUCAACACUUGAAUCACUAACUCAGAAGUAUCCUGAAAGUUUCCCGAUCCUAGUUCACUAUUGUCAAAACAGCUUGUUAAAAGACUCGUUUGAGAAUAAUCUUCUAGACCACCAUAGAGAUUUAUUAAAAAAGCUAAAUACAGCCAUUCAACAGAAGCAGAAGGAGAAUCUAAGUCAAACCAAGAAGUAUAUAAUCAAGUCUUCAGAGCUCAACUCAAAGCAUGGUCAUGAGCAGUUCUCUCCUCUUUCGUUUAUUACAAAGGCUAGAUUUGUGAUCCUGCAAUAUUUUGCUCAUAUUUCAAAUACAAAAAUCUUGCACAAGACUCUGGAAUUCUCAGUCAGUGAGACAUGUGCCCAUCUUGGGUCCAAAGAGGCUUUGAGUUUGAUCAGAAGGUAUAUCCAAGAGCUACUGCUCUUGGCCAAACCAUCUGUGACCUCUACACCUGCUAAGGAGGCAGAGAUGGUCUCUACCAAAGAAGUUGAGGAUGAAGUCAAGCUCAUCGUAAGAAUUAUUAAAAAAUUCGCACUGAAAUCGGUAAAUGAAUUGGGCAAAGGGAAAAAAGAGCUGUACGAUGAGAUCCUAGAGAAGCUACAGACCUAUGUUGACUCGAAUGUAUUUGACAUGGAUGCCAAAGAUGAUAUCGAAGGGUAUCUUGAUGAUCUUAAGUAGACUAUAA